Messenger RNA from Pelagomonas calceolata, 1808 nucleotides. NCBI's taxonomy places the organism in Eukaryota, Pelagophyceae, Pelagomonadales, Pelagomonadaceae. The record is from the annotation of a GenBank genome assembly.
AAAAAUAAGCCAAAAGGGCUGCCCGUCGCCAUGCUGCGGCGUCUCGUGGCGUUCGCGGCGUGGGGGGUCGGGGGUCGUGCUGGAUCGUCGCCUCGCCCGCGCUUCGCGUCCAUGUGCAUCGCGGCGCCGUCGCUGGCGCCGAAGGAGCGCGAGGCGCUGGCGCGGCGCUGCGCGCUGCAUGCGUGCUCGCUGAGCCUGACGACGGCGCCGCGCGACCCGCCUCUCGUGCUCGUGUCGGGCCUCGCCGCGCACCAGGUCGGCUUCUUUUGUGGAGAGCAAUUAACAGUGUGACACGUACUUCCGUAGGUCGCGGCGAUCGAGCGCGCGGGCGCGGAGACCGUCGAAUCACCAGGUCUGCCGCCCUGGAACGCGAGCGGCGACGUGUGGCGGCGGCGGCCGCCGGCCCUGGCGGCGUCGAAGGAACCGGCGCGGCUCUACACGUACCACAAGCUACACGCCUGGGACCCCAGGGUCGUAAAAGGUGCGCCGCGCGUCGCAUUUGUGGAUGCUGAUGCCAUCUACGUGCGGAACGCGUCGGCGCUGCUCGAGAUCGAACCGCCGAGCGCGUUCUACCUCCGGGACGCGUGCCGCCCGCCGAACAUCCCGUGGCACCGCUGGGACCCGGGCAUAGAAAUCGACGGCGAGCCCGUGCCCAAGGCGCGCGCCUACUGGAACACGGGCGUCGUCGUCUACGAGCCCGACGCGACCGUCGCGCGCGACCUCUGGCGCCUCUACGCGACCGGGGACUUCGCGAGUUUCGACCCGAGCCGAAUGUCUACGGGCAACGGGGUAGGGCGCCUCGGCUCGCGAACGAGCGCCGACCGACGCAGGCCUCGACCCCGACCAGUACGUCUGCGAGGGCGACCUGCUUCAGACCUACUACUGGCGGCGCUGGCGCGGGUCGCGGCCGCACGUCCUCAACGCCGCCUGGAAUUUUAGGGGGUACAAGUGCUCGUACGCGGACGUCGCCGACGCGUCCCGGGUCCGCGUCGUCCACAAGGAGGAGCGCCGCGCGAUCACGCUCAUCUUCGACGCCUGCGAGCACGUCCGCGCGCCCCCACGCGGCGCGCGGCCCAGGUUCCUGGAGGAGCUCGUCUCGGCGCUCGACGUCGGCGCGUGCCGCUCGCCGGCCGCGGCGGCCGCGCUCAGGCGGACCUGUCCCGACCAGGCGCAGGGUGGCGUUGGGUAAGGCCUGUUGUGUUUUAACAGUGUUUACAUAGUACGCUGCCGACCCGGAGGAUUCUUCGAGUUCGCCUAACCAUGGGGCGCCGAAUCAAGAUCCCGGCCGUAUUGCUCGAAUUAAGCUGGUUUACGAGCCUGAGGCCGGGCACUGGGCCCGAUUAAACCGGCUAUGUUAGGAUCUGACAAUUCUGCGAGCUCGUAGUGGAACGCGAACGUCGCGCCAGUCGCGUUUCGUGGCGCGGUGCACAAUGCUUUUGGCACUCCAUCACAAACCGCCUGGGGUUCAAUUUCUGAACAAACGAUUUCCGACUCGGGAUUUUGUUUCAAAAGUCAAAUCGACCUUGAUCUCCCCUCUGAGCUUCGGGGCAAAAUUCAAAACAUGGCACUGGCAGGCCAAGAUACCUCCCUAGUAAACAAUGUCGGAGGCUCCGAGCGUCCUUAGGAUACGUCUACCCGGGCCAACGUUCCCAGCCCGGUCGCCUUCACUCCGAUAGUAUCGUAUUGAAGCUCUGCUCAGAUUCAACGCUUCGGUUUGGCAUUGCCACGAGCCCGGCCGAGUCUUCGACUCGCGUCGCGCGAUAGCAUGGAGCUACAGCCCACAAUGUUCCACCUCUUCAUCUGCGUCC